GUUCAGGAGAAGACAGCUCAGAGUUGUUAUGACAAGGACAAGGACAGCAAAUUCAUGGGAAUACCACCACCUUCAGGUUCCCCUCCAAGCCAUUCACCAUCCUGACUUGGAAAUAUAUCACCAUUUCUUCAAUGUUGCUGGGUCAAAACCCUGGAAUUCCCUCCUGAAGUGCAUUGUGGGUCACUCUAUAGCACAUGGACUGCAGCAGUUCGAGAAGGCAGCUCACCCCCACCUUCUCAAGGGCAGUUAGGGACAGCCUAGCCAGUGACAUCAGCAGCCCACGAAGGGAAAAAGAAUGAAUUUGCUAAACUGUUGUGCUGUCAAUCUGCAUCAAAAUGAUUUUUAAAUCUUUUAAUAAAAAUGGAAUGGUUUUCAAAAAUGCAUGCUGUUGUUCGGAGUUAUCAACAAUAGUUUAUAAGGUGAAGGGACAAGUUAGGAAAACUGCUGAACUCAACGGAUCCGUAACGGAGCACCUCUAAAUAUGUUGCCACUUACUUUUCAUGAAGGCCACUGAGUAAACGUGAAAAGUGAAAUCUACUUAGAUGGAAACCGCUUAGGCAUCAUAAUCUCCUGAAACGAACACCUUAAGGUACUUAGGGGAAUCUGGGAGGUAUAUAACAGUUGGCAAACCCAUUGAAUCACAGCGAUACAAGGUGAAGACAGACUCUCAGAUACUUUCACACAGAGUGAGGACCUACAAAAGAAAGCAACAUGUGUGACAUGGGAGCACUCGACAACCUGAUAGCAAACACGGUUUACCUGCAAGCCAGGAACGUGGAUGGGGAUUUCAAGGAGAUGAGAAAGAGGCGACAGAGUUUAGCUUUACCAAGCCGUCAACAAAGUGCUUCAGUCAGACAAAAUAUUGAUAUCGCCUUUGAGAGCAUAUGUGAGAGACAGCCAAUUGGCAAGAGGUUGUUUCAUAUGUUUACGGCAACCAUUCCAGACUACCAAGGCGCUGUGGAUUUUGUAAAUGAACUUACUGACUGUUAUCUGGCCGAAGAUGGGGUGAAGGACAAUCUGAGGCAGAGCAUUGUCACUAACUUUCUGAAACCUGAUUCAAAGAACUACCUGUCCUUCCUCAGCCAGGGCCUGGCUGAUAAAUGUAAAGAUGCAACGGAAAAUGAUUUUGAGGAACUCCUGCCAAGGGCUCAGACAGAAGCUAAAAUGUUCCUCACCGGGCAACCUUUCCAAGACUUCCAAAACAGUCCAUUUUUUACUAAGUACUUGCAGUGGAAAGCAUUCGAACGGCAGCCUAUAACCGAGAAGUACUUCUAUCAGUUCAGGGUGUUAGGCAAAGGUGGAUUUGGAGAGGUGUGUGCUAUACAAGUGAAAACAACUGGUAAGAUGUACGCCUGUAAACAGCUGGACAAGAAACGGCUAAAGAAGAAACACGGGGAGCAGAUGGCCCUCCUUGAAAAGGAAAUCUUGGAAAAGGCAAACAGCCCAUUUAUUGUCAGUUUGGCCUAUGCUUAUGAAAACAAGAACUACCUGUGUUUGGUCAUGACCUUGAUGAAUGGAGGAGAUCUGAAAUUUCAUAUUUACCACAUCGGAGAAAAGGGUAUUGAAAUGAAGCGUACAAUAUUUUACACAGCCCAGAUUACUUGUGGAAUCCUGCACCUUCACUCCAUGAAGGUUGUGUACCGUGACAUGAAACCAGAGAAUGUUCUGCUGGAUGACAAGGGCAACUGUAGGCUCUCAGAUUUGGGGCUUGCAAUCAAAGUGAAAGACGGCACAUCCAUUAGCCAAAUGGCUGGAACUAAUGGUUAUAUGGCUCCAGAGAUCUUGAAGGAGGAGAACUACAAAUACCCUGUGGAUUGGUUCGCUUUGGGGUGCAGCAUUUACGAAAUGAUUGCUGGCCGAGCACCUUUCAAGGAUUAUAAAGAAAAGGUCAGUAAAGACGAAGUAAAAAGAAGAACUUUGGAAGAUGUAGAGCGCUAUGAAAACCCCAAAUUCACAGAGGAAUCGAAAGAUAUUUGCAAACUGUUUUUGGCAAAGAACCCAGAAGAACGUUUAGGCUGCAGGGGUGAAAAUGACGACCCAAGAAAUCACCCUUUCUUCAAAUCAAUCAACUUUCAACGGCUAGAAGCUGGACUGAUUGAUCCUCCUUUUGUGCCAGAUCCCUCCACUGUGUAUUGUAAGGACAUCGGAGAUAUUGCUGACUUCUCAGAGGUGAAAGGUGUUGAAAUCACUGACCAGGAUAAGCAAUUCUACAAGAAAUUUUCUACAGGUGCUGUCACCAUUCCUUGGCAGGAAGAAAUAAUUGAAAGUGGCCUCUUUGAUGAUCUCAGUGACCCUUCCAGGCAGGAGGCUGGUGACAUGGCAAAUGGUUCUGGGGAGGCAAAAUCAGGUGUUUGCAUGAUUCUGUGAAAUGUUUAGCCGAACCUCUCCUUACUUUGUACACGUGAUGCUCUUCUGACCAAGAAGCCAGGAUGAGAAUUUACCUCGGCCCAUGAUUAUAUACAAAUACAGACAUCAGUUCCCAAUCAACAGCACCAGAGAAAACAUGCCAUCAUUAAACACUCUGCUGGAUGUUUAGAAAGUGGAAGUGUAUACAACUGGCAGAGGAAGAAGGCACAUGACCAUCCAUUCUUCUUCUUGUCAAUCUACAGGCAGUAAAGACAGAAGGUGAAUUGAGCAGGAAUAUUGCUGCCAAUUUUUGUGAUUCAUAACAAUUAUUUUUUUUAAAAUUUGGCAAAUUUCAGCUUUUUGAAUGAUAACUCAAAAGGGCUUAUCUGUGAUCUUAUGGAGAUGAUUCCGUUCUCAUGUGUGAGUUGUACAGGAAUUAACUGAAAUCCAUUGAGCAAUCGUGCUGCGCUCUCUGAUGGACUACACGAUAGCAAUUGAGAACGCGAGUUUGUUUCUGAACACAGAGUAAUAGGGGUGACCACGGCUAUGAUUCAACUUUGAGUUUUCCAAAUGAACAUCACAUACUGCAUUAGAGUGUUGGACAAUGCAUCAGCCAGUGUAGCAAACUGAGAGUACAGGAUACUGGGUUGCUUUUCUUUAAAAAAAAGUAAUAGAUAUAAUAUCAUUCAGACGUGUAUUUUAACAUUGUUUGAGCAUAUGUUAGUAAAAGAGUGAGACAAAAAGCUGGGUGCACAAUUGUUUCUCGAGUGCUUUAUCUUCUUUGUUAAUGAAUGGUGCUCAAUAUUUUUAAUAAAGUAGACACAGGUACCACUA
This is a messenger RNA of Stegostoma tigrinum, 3180 nucleotides long. Its product is annotated as rhodopsin kinase grk7-a-like. Gene Ontology annotation, molecular function: ATP binding; rhodopsin kinase activity. Gene Ontology annotation, cellular component: cytoplasm. NCBI's taxonomy places the organism in Eukaryota, Metazoa, Chordata, Chondrichthyes, Orectolobiformes, Stegostomatidae. The record is from RefSeq and is a predicted model, not a curated record. The transcript has 5 exons. Bases 712 to 2367 code for a protein of 551 amino acids. Gene Ontology annotation, biological process: signal transduction; regulation of signal transduction; protein phosphorylation.